Molecule: messenger RNA, 3301 nt
Organism: Ruditapes philippinarum (Manila clam)
Lineage: Eukaryota; Metazoa; Mollusca; Bivalvia; Venerida; Veneridae
Product: glucose dehydrogenase [FAD, quinone]-like
Exons: 12
Coding region: 385-2232 (615 amino acids)
Molecular function (GO): oxidoreductase activity, acting on CH-OH group of donors; flavin adenine dinucleotide binding
Source: RefSeq, a predicted model, not a curated record
AUUAUAUACACAUGCACAAGUACCUCUGGUAACUCCACUUCGACUGACGCAAACAACAUACAUUUCUAUCCUACCCUAUAAAUACACAUUAAAACAAACAAAUGAAUGAUAAACAAGUACUAGAUGUAAAUAUUCCCCAUGAAAAAACAGUUAAUUUUAAACUUGUCUACAUAGGUAGAUUCAUUUCAAGUAUUGAGCUUUAAAUACUGUAAUUCAACACAUGUUUUACUAUUAUCAUAUAUUCCUACACUGUAAUUCAAUACGUGGUUUACUAUUGUCAUAUAUAUUCGUCUAAAACGAAAUAGCUGAAUAAUGUAAAUACAAUCCUUUUGUGGGGUCUUAAAGUUGAUAGGACUUAACAAGAUAAAGGUCAAAUAAAAAAGAAUGGGAAGAAACAUUGUUAGAUUUCUUGUUGGUUUACUUGCUGUUAUGUCCACCUAUAUAAUAUCAUGGAGGAGAGGGACGAAAGUAGCGGACAAACUUUUAAAGGAAUAUGACUAUAUUGUCGUUGGGACAGGAUCAGCCGGUUCCGUCCUCGCCUCAAGGUUAUCGGAAGAUCCGGAAAACUCGGUUCUUCUUCUAGAAGCUGGCGGAGACGAUAUGGGUGAUAUAAUGUUGUCUACUCCAUUUUUAUACGCACUCCUUCAACAUUCUAAAUAUGACUGGGAUUUCUAUACAGUUAAACAAGAUAACAGUUUUUUGGGUCAUAAAGAAGAGAAAGCAUUUUGGCCACGAGGGAAAUGUUUAGGCGGAAGCAGUAAUCUGAACGGUAUGGUUCAUGUUCGUGGCAGUAGACAUGAUUUUGAUGAGUGGGCGUCCAUGGGGUGUGAGGGCUGGUCGUAUGAAGAUGUUCUACCAUACUUCCUUAAGUCAGAAGAUAUUUUAAUUGAUGACCUUAAAGAUUCAAAGUAUCAUAAUUCGGGAGGUAUGUUGCCAAUAACUUACAACAACAUUACGUCAUUAUCUGAAACAAUAUCUGAGGCUGGUGCAGAGAUAGGAUAUAUGACAAAAGAUUGUAACGGUGCUGACAUGAUAGGUAUGUGCCACGUGCAAGGAACAGUUACAGCGAACGGACUUCGUGCGAGUACAUCAAGAAGUUUUAUCUGGCCAGUCAUGAAUAGAAACAAUCUACAUAUAUCAUUGCAUUCACAUGUUCGAAAGGUACUCAUAGAAAACAAGAGAGCAACUGGUGUGUCUGUGACAAAAAAUAACGAGACAUUGACAGUGAAGGCAAGGAAAGAAGUUAUUUUGUCAGCCGGUACUGUAAUGUCCCCAAAAAUCCUCAUGCUGUCUGGUAUUGGUCCGAAAACUCAUUUAAAAGACGUCGGGAUCAAUGUUAUUGCUGACUUACCAGUCGGACAAAACUUACAAGACCACCUCUAUGUUGGCUUAUCGUGUACUACAAACACAACUGAUCUCUUUUCAAAUUCAAAGAGUUCUCUGCUGUCUAGUAUUCUAGAGUACCUAUGGAAUGGAAAAGGUUGGCUGCGGAACACAGGCAUUGUUACAGAUUUAGCUUUCUUUCAACUUGAUGAUGAAAUAAGAAAGACCAGACCUGGUCAACCGGACGUACAGUUACACUUUAUACCCCUGUUGGUAGAAAACAGUGACGAUGAAGUAAAACAGUUUCUGACCUUCAAAGAUGAGGGUUGGGAGUAUUUAGAUAGAUUAAAAGAAAGCGGUGAUGGAAAGCUGGGAUUUUCUGUACUUGUUAGUGAUUUACACCCUAGAAGUCGUGGUGAAAUAAAACUUAACAAAAGCGACCCAUUUGGAGUCCCGGAAAUCAUUCCAAACUACCUCCAGCAUUCAAACGACAUCAAAUUGCUUAUUAAAGGAAUAAGAGAAACUAUUCGACUUCUUAAAACAAAAGCAAUGAGGAGUAUAGGAGUGAAUAUUGAGGACAAAAACAGGGCAUAUCCCAAGUGUGCACAUCACGGGUUUCUCUCUGACGCAUACUUUGAAUGUUUCAUUAGGCAUUUUGGAACUACACAAUACCACCCUACAUCUACUUGUAAAAUGGGUAGAAUGGAAGACCCGGCGUCAGUGGUUGAUAAUAAACUCAGGGUAAAAGGUAUCCAAGGUUUACGAGUAGCAGACGCCUCUGUGAUGCCAAAAGUAACUUCCGGUAACACAAACGCCCCAACGAUCAUGAUUGCGGAAAAAGCAGCCGAUCUUAUCAGAAAUAUUGAUACAGUGAAGGAUAUUCGUAUGAAGUUAAAACAUGUUAAAUAAUGUUAGGUUAUAAACAUAGCAUACACGUGAUUUUCUGUCUUGAAUAAUAAGAUGAGAAUCAAAUGAGGAAGUGUCUCAGAGAUCGAUCUGAAGGAAUAAGGUCUGAAAAAUGGUAAAUAUAUACUUUGGGGUAUUCACUUGUCAUAAUUUGAGUACACAGAUAUCUCCGAAAUACAGAAUGGUUCAGAUAGAGUUGGAAUUUCAUUUUAUUCUUUUUAAAGCUUUCACUUGUACAGUUACUGCACAACAACGAAUUUUAAUACGUAUUGUAUUUCUUUAUUAACUUUUGAUUUUGAAUUAACUACGCUAACAUACCAUUGCGCGUUUUGCCUUGUCUUUAACAACCUUUUUUACGCUUUCAAUCACUGUUAACUGCUUAUAACUAUUUUCCUACAACGUUACAAAUAAAUUUAAUGUUAUGAGCAUUUAUGUUUAUAAACAAUCUUUCAAGUCUUGUUAUAUCACAAAAUAUAAUAUCAUGAAAUAAACAUUAUUUUAUUCAAAAAUAAAAAAGAAAAGAAAAUUGACUUCUUUUUGUGUAUUUUUAUGUUGAACUCACACCUGUAUCUGUCUUUCUUUGACAAUUGCACAUUCUGUAAUGUAAACUUUGAAGAAUUACUUUUGAUACCAACAUGUUUUAUUAUAUUGUAUCUAACAUUAACUUGUUUUUUCUUUAUUUAUGUGUCAGCGAAUAUUUAGGAGGAAGUUAACGUUCUGAGAAUACAGUAUGUAUCGUUUUAGCGAGCACUAUUUUCUAAUGGCUAAAAUUUAAUCGUCAAGUAAAUUGUCAAAAAUGAGCAUUAUACAAGAUGACUACUUAUCUUAAAAUGUUGUUUUAGGAACAUCUUUUUUCACUUUAAGAAAUAACAGUAGUACUAUUCAUGUCGAAAAUCACAGAUAUAUAUAUAUGAAUAAUAUUUAUACCUACGAGUGAGAGCACAGACAUUGAAAAUACCGGAGAUGGAGUACCUCAUUGUUGUGAACUAUUUUAUUUUUCUUACAGUGGCAUGUGAAAAUUACAUUACAUGUAGAGUAAUGUACUUAAACCCUUUUCCAUUGCUUCAGUUCU